This is a messenger RNA of Acanthocheilonema viteae, 1191 nucleotides long. The record is from the annotation of a GenBank genome assembly. Lineage: Eukaryota; Metazoa; Nematoda; Chromadorea; Rhabditida; Onchocercidae.
AUGUCUACCUUGACGUCAAUGAAACUUAACGAACAGAUCAUUUCCAUGCGGAAACCCGUUGAAAGAGCUCGUGUUCGGUUAUGUCGACGGCUAAUCAGACAAAGGAAAUUGCUUCAAAAAUCGAAAGAUGAAAAGAAAAUUCGUAAAGUGAAUCGAAUCACCGAGGAAAUUGACCGUUGCAAAAAAGUAUGUCGAGACGAUGUUUCGAAAUUUGCAUUAAUUAAUAUUAAACCACUUAGUGAUUUGUUGAAAAAGAAUAAAAUGUCUAUUGAUGAACGAAUUUUGUAUAAAUUGGCAUGCCAAGAAACAGUGAUAAAAAGUGUUGAGGAAUUUCGUACCAAAUAUCCAAAUUGGCAGAAUGAAGUAUCGUUCCUCUUACAACGACUUGGUUUGCAAUAUAAAUCUAAGAGGGAUGCGAAAAAGUAUGUGUUGCUACAAAAUGAAACGAAGGAAACGGUUGAAACCUCCUUGGAAAAAAAAACUGAAAAUGUUCAAGAUGUGAAGAUUCUUGUUGAAAAAGAAAUACGGAAAGAUGUAAAAAAGAAAAAAAAUCUUGAGAAGAAAAAGAAAAAACUGAAAGAUAAGACAAAACCCAAUGAACUUAAAGAAAUACCUAUUCCAGUUGUCCACUUACCUAAGCUGGAACUUCCGAAACCAGUAAUUGCUAAGGGGCAGAGUGUCGGUUGGGGCUCAAGAACUGAUGUAGUGUUGCAAGGAAAUGCAAAACAAAUUAUGAUUAAUGGGAAUGAUGAAGCCGAUAGAAGCAGUCUACUAGUAAAAAUGAAGGAUGUUCAAAAACGAAAGAGAAAUCUCAGAUACGAAGAAAACGAGAAACGAAAGGAUACCAUGAUGCAGAAUAAGUCUAGAGCUGAAUCAUCUUCAGAAGAAGUUUUAUGGAAUACGAUGAAGUUGUCUGGGAAUCAGAACUUGCAUCCAUCGUGGAUCGCUAAAAAACAGGAACAUGAAGCUCUAAAAAAAUUGAAAACAUCAUAUUCCGGUUUUUUCUCGAAAUGUGGUGCGUUUUCGAGUUAUGGUGAAUCCUCGGGUGGUUGUGACUCAGCAAGUUAUAAUAGCUUUUUGAAUUGGGGAUUAUCGCUCUAUUACAAAGUCUUAAAGCAUUUUUUGUGUUUAGCAUACAGUGAAAUUGACAUGAAGCUAGCUGGUAGCAAAGAAUCUUAUGGAAAAUUUUGA